Messenger RNA from Solanum pennellii, 2407 nucleotides. RefSeq lists its product as uncharacterized. NCBI's taxonomy places the organism in Eukaryota, Viridiplantae, Streptophyta, Magnoliopsida, Solanales, Solanaceae. The record is from RefSeq and is a predicted model, not a curated record. The coding region runs from base 367 to 1953 and encodes 528 amino acids. The transcript is spliced from 7 exons.
AAUUUAAAAAAAAUCACUUCAUUCGAAUGAAAUUCGAUGUGUUUUAAUUAAAAUAAUCUAACUUCAAUACGAAUAAUAAAUCGAGAAAAAAUUAUUUUUUCAGAGUAAUUUCAAUUUAUAUUUGUUAGAAAAAUAUUUUUCGCAAGAGCUCUCUCCAGUCAAUUGUGAUUUAUUUGUAUUUGUGGAGAAAAACAAAAUCAAUCAGCUCUUCAUCUGUAUUAUUUCUUGUUGCCAAACAGAAUAUUCACUGAAUAAUCUGAAAUUGUAUCAAUCAUUGAUCUGAAUAUCACUAUUAUCAUUAAGAUUUAAAAAAAAAAUUAUUGUUUUUUUUAAGCUGACACUCUCAAAAACAAACAAGCUUCAUCCAUGGCUGUAAUCUUGAAGAAUCACUGUUUAUUAAUCACUGUAUUGUUCCUCUGUUGUUUCUGUUCAUGGCGGCAGAUAAAUGGGUAUGAAUCACUGUUUCAUCCAAAAGAUAUUCUGCCGCUGUUACCAAGACAGGUAUCUUGGCCUAUUAUCAAUUCUCUUCACAGUGCUGUGGACCUAUUGCCUGCUUUUAUGGGUGCUGCUUCAAUUGAAGGGAAUAAUACAUUGGAGUGGAAAGCUGCUUGCUUUUACAAGAAUAUUGCUUGGUUAGAGCUUCACAACAAAUCUGAAAGUCAAUUUGGUGGUGGUACCCUUCAUAUCAAGGUGAGCAAUGCACACAGUUGGACAUGUUUGGACCUUUACAUCUUUGCAACCCCAUAUCGUGUAACGUGGGAUUACUACUUUUUUUCUCGUGAACAUACCCUUGAAAUCAAAGAGUGGAAGUCUCAAGCUGAGUUAGAAUAUGUAAAAAAUAGAGGGGUGUCCAUUUUCCUAUUGCAAGCAGGAAUGUUAGGAACCCUUUCAGCAAUAUGGAAUGCUUUCCCCUUGUUCGUCAAUAAUGGAUGGGGCGAGAAGUCAAAUAUUGAUUUUCUAGAGAAACAUAUGGGUGCUUCAUUUGAAGAACGUCCACAGCCGUGGGUCACAAACCUUACUACUGAUGACAUUCAUUCUGGAGAUUUUCUUGCUAUAUCAAAAAUUAGAGGUACCUGGGGCGCUUUUGAGACUUUAGAGAAAUGGGCAACGGGCUCUUAUGCUGGCCAUACUGCUGUUUGCUUGAGAGACGCUGAAGGAAAACUAUGGGUUGGCGAAUCUGGAAAUGAUAAUGACAAGGGAGAAGAUGUGAUUGCUAUAUUACCAUGGGAUGAAUGGUGGGAGUUUGAGCUGACAAAAGACAACACCAAUCCACAUAUUGCAGUGCUGCCUUUGCACCCUGAUCUCCGAGCCAAGUUUAACGAGACAGCUGCUUGGGAAUAUGCACGAAGCAUGGAAGGAAAAUCUUAUGGUUACCACAACCUAAUAUUUAGCUGGAUAGACACAAUUGAUGGAAAUUACCCACCACCCGUGGAUGCUCAUCUGGUGGCUUCUGUCAUGACUGUUUGGAACCAAAUAGCGCCUGAAUAUGGUUCUAACUUGUGGAACGAAGCCUUAAACAAACGACUUGGAACUCAGAACCUUAGUCUUCCUGAUAUACUUGUUGAAGUUGAAAAGCGUGGAUCCUCUUUCGCCAAAUUGUUGGCUAUUCCAGAGCAAGAUGACUGGGUUUAUAGCGACGGCAAGUCAGCAUCAUGUGUUGCUUUUAUUCUUGAAAUGUACAAGGAAGGAGGACUAUUUGGUGAACUUGCAAACUCGAUUCAGGUUACAGAGUUCACGAUAAAAGAUGCUUAUACUCUCAACCUUUUUGAAAACAAUUCAAGCCGGUUGCCAAAAUGGUGCAAUGCCGAUGACACUGUGAAGCUUCCUUUCUGUCAAAUUCGAGGUAAGUACCGUAUGGAACUACCUGGAUACAAUAGUAUGGAUCUGUACCCCCAUAUGAACGAAAGAUGUCCAUCUAUGCCUCCGAAAUACUACAGACCUCAAGGUUGUUGACGAGGUUUUCCCCAUCUUCCUCUGUAAGUAUCACAGAGGUCAGUAUUGUUGAAAACAUAAAUACGAGUCAGCUUCUUCGAACAGCUUAAGCUUUUAGACGAGAUGGUCACACACUUUAACAUCAUAUUGCAUGUAGUUUUCACUCAUCGAGCAGUUCCCGAGGAGUUGUACAAUGCCUAGGAUACACAAGCUAAGGUUGCUAUUAGCCAUUUAUGUUGCUCUUAUUCAAGAGUUUGUACAAAGUUUGACAAUUUCCUUUAGUUUUUAUUUAUACUAAGUAUGUUGUUGUGAUUUAGCUUUUUAUGGAACGAAAUCGGGAAAAUGAAUCCCGAAGAACUUGUAGCAAGUAGCACGUAAUCGUGGAAUUAGUGGAGGUGCACGUAAAUUUAUAUUUGCUUAUUUAUUCAAUUCCGAACAGUUUGGAAAUACUCAUUUCUUUUACUGUUCACUGCAA